GAUCGGCGGUGCGCUGUGUUCCUCGGACACAGGGGAUCACUGAUCAACGGAAAGAACCGAAGAUGUUGGUUCAGUCAUGUCCAAUCACAGCUGAUCACAUGGGACAUGUACACUGAUCAUCAGGGCACAGAUGAUCAGUGUGCCCUGAUGAUUUGUGUAGCCCCAGCAGUGCCACCUGUCAGUGCUCAUCAGUGGCACAUCAAUGCCACAUAUCAGUGCCCAUCUGAGCUGCCUUUCAGUGUCACCCAUCAGUCCCAGUCAGUGCCGCCUAUCAGUGCCGCCUAUCAGUGCCCAUCAGUGAUGCUUGUCAAUGCCCAUCAGUGCCACCUACCAGUGUCCAUCAGUGCAGCCUAUCAGUGCCCAUCACUGCAGCCUCAUUUUCGCACAUCAGUG
Staurois parvus is the source of this 393-nucleotide messenger RNA. Lineage: Eukaryota; Metazoa; Chordata; Amphibia; Anura; Ranidae. The record is from the annotation of a GenBank genome assembly.